This is a messenger RNA of Argiope bruennichi, 2577 nucleotides long. RefSeq names its product G-protein coupled receptor dmsr-1-like. Gene Ontology annotation, molecular function: G protein-coupled peptide receptor activity. The record is from RefSeq and is a predicted model, not a curated record. Bases 373 to 1551 code for a protein of 392 amino acids. Gene Ontology annotation, cellular component: membrane. NCBI's taxonomy places the organism in Eukaryota, Metazoa, Arthropoda, Arachnida, Araneae, Araneidae. Gene Ontology annotation, biological process: G protein-coupled receptor signaling pathway. The transcript is spliced from 4 exons.
ACGGCCUGUUGGUUCUGUGAGUGCAUGAGGGUUGGCGAGUUACUUUCUGCCACUUUGCUGAUGCUCUGAUGCUCUCUCUCCCUCCCUGAAUUAGAAAUUAAUCAAUCCUAGUUCAGAGUGGAUGGUCCCUCCUUAGGUAGAAGAACAAUAGAAUCCAAAUAAAAUCUUGUUCCAUUAGAUUGAAAUAUUCAUAUGCAAAAGGGACGUCUUCUAAAUUUAAUAAAAUGGAACUGAAUUUCGAACCAAAAAGCUGGCUCCAGAGGCAAAAUUUGAAAUGUUCGAUUGACAUGAAAAAGAAAUCUCUUUGAUUAAAUGCUUACGUAAUAUUCGACAGACUUUUUAAAGAAAAUUGCCAACCAGCCAAAGAAUGCCAUGAAUGGUAGCUUGGAAACUACAACGGAUCAUAAAAAUUUUCUGUUAACCACCUUAACAGAAGAAAUGAUUCUGUCAAAUGAAUCAGAAAUUUUGCUUUUCAGAAAUCUGUCACCAGACACUCAAUCUCCACAGUUUCAACUACAGCCCUAUUAUGGAGACCAACUGGAAGUGUACCGCAACUUCUAUUCUUCAAUCCAUGGUUACAUAAGCAUAAUGGUAUGCCUAUUUGGCAUAACAGCUAAUUGCAUGAACAUUAUUGUCUUGACCAGAAAGAACAUGGUUUCACCAAUCAAUGUUAUUCUUACUGGACUGGCUGUUGCCGACAUGAUGGUGAUGAUAUCAUAUGUGCCAUUUAGUUUACAUAAUUAUGUACGCACUGGAUUAGAAGAGAAAGAAAAAUUUACUUUUGGAUGGGCACUGUUCACUCUGUUUCACGCGCAUUUUACAGUUGUGAACCACACUAUUGCUACUUGGCUCACUGUAACUGUAGCCAUUUGGCGGUUCAUGGCUGUCUGCUACCCUGCACCAACUAUGAGAUACAGAGGAAUUCCACAAGCAAGGAUAGCUAUUGCUUGUACAUAUAUUGUAUGCACUAUCUUCUGUAUCCCGAAUUAUAUAACAUUCACAGUAGCAUCUAGUUUAGAUUAUCAGAAUAACACCAUUUACAAGGUCAAUUUCAGUGAGUUAGCAAUGCGACAUGGCGGUUUAUUAGCUUCAAUCAACUUCUGGAUGUUCAGCGUAAUCUCUAAAUUGGUGCCCUGCAUAGCUCUCACAGGGCUCAGUUUCAGUCUUUUGAAGGUUCUGUAUGAAGCCAAUAUGAGAAGGCAACGACUCAAAGUUGGUUCUGAAAACGAUAAAUGUCACGACAGGACCACCAAAAUGCUCCUUGCAGUUCUCUUCCUGUUCCUUCUCACUCAGUUUCCUUCUGGAAUGUUGGCUCUUCUCAGUGGUGCUCUGGGCAAUGAAUUCUUCAAUAAUGUGUACUUGAACUUUGGUGAAACCAUGGACAUUCUUUCACUUAUAAAUAGUGCUGUGAAUUUCAUUAUAUACUGUUCAAUGAGUCGGCAGUUUAGGCAAACAUUUACAUUUUUGUUUUUCACACGUUUUAGUAAAGAUAAAUGGGCUGCUAUACCACCAUCAGAGCCAACGCAAACUGUUGGUACUGCUUGUGUGUAACACAAGAUAAAAAAAAAUAUUCAGACAAACAAUUCUUUGAAAUCCAUAUAAUACUGCGAAUAUGCAGGAUGAUCUUGAAAAAAAUUCUAUUAAAAGCCAUUCAAUUCAACAUUUAAAUAAAUUAUUGCAGAUAUAUCAUAAUUUUUUUGCACAAUACAGAUUUCGAAUACACAAAAAUAUAUAUUAUUCUUCAGAUAAUAAAUAAAUUUCAAAAAUAACUAAUAAAUAUUCAAAUAAAUUACAUUUUAGUUUAAUAAGUAACUAAUCGAAUAACUGAUUAUAAUAAUGAAUUUAUAAAGAAAUUAUAUCGCAAUUCCCUGAAUAUCAAGAAUAAAAAUGAUGUGAAUAAGCACCCCAACCUUUUUAAUGAUGAUAAUUUAUUAAUCUUAAUAUUUUUGAGGCUUGUUUUAAAAUUAUGUUUAUCUGGAAAUAUGCUUUAUUAAAUUUACUAUUUCUGGAAUAAUUUUUGAAAAAAGAAAUAUUCUCCAGACAUUCAAAUUAUAUGGUAUACAUAUUGAGACAUUACGAAACACGUUUUCUUCAAGAUUUAUAGACACAUAUUGAACAAAAAUCAAAUACUGUGUGUUGAUAUAAUAGGUGAUAACACUUACGACAUGACUCACCUUUUCUCCGCUUGAACAUUGAACAUUCGCCAAAAUGCAUAAAACCUUAUCUAGUCUAUGUACAUAAAAUGUGAAUGACUUUAUAUACAGCACUACAAUUUACUUUGUACUGUGAUGUAUUUCGUAAAUGUCAUUGUAUUAUAAAAAUAUUAAGUUUUGUGCUAUAUAUUGAUUGUUAAAGUAAUGUGAAGAAAUCAUGUGAAAGUUAACAUAUAUAUACUUUGUAAAAUGAUGGAUAGAAAAUACAAAUGAAUGAUUCUUUUGUAAUGCCCCAUUAAAAAAUGGAGUACACUUGUUCAGAAUAUAUCAUAUCGUACAUUAAUUUGUAGUAUGAAUGUAUAGUUAUUCUGAUUGACUGCUGCUUAAGAAUAUGAUCUCAAUAACAUUUGUGAAUUGCAAAUAA